Molecule: messenger RNA, 8665 nt
Organism: Salmo salar (Atlantic salmon)
Lineage: Eukaryota; Metazoa; Chordata; Actinopteri; Salmoniformes; Salmonidae
Gene: prpf4ba
Product: pre-mRNA processing factor 4Ba
Biological process (GO): peptidyl-serine phosphorylation; mRNA cis splicing, via spliceosome; peptidyl-threonine phosphorylation
Molecular function (GO): ATP binding; protein serine/threonine kinase activity
Source: RefSeq, a predicted model, not a curated record
GAGGCAGCCAGUUCCACAUCGAAUGCAACCAACUUUUAACUAAUGCGAAACACGCAAACACGGGCGCCUGGACGAGAUUAAUCGAAUCCCCUCACUGAAAAUGGCUGCCGUUGACUUUAUAAUGUUAACUGGUGACAGCGAGAAAAAACAAGCGGGAGAGAAAGCAGAGAGUGGCAAUGAAGAGGAAAACCAGGACCUGUCAGAGGAGGAAGGAGGCACCAGGAAGGCAGACGCCAGUUCGUCGAAGCGCAUGGUCGCCGCGACCUCAGCCAAGACCAAGAAAAAGAAACACAGGCACCGCAGCAAACACAAGAGACACAAGCAGUCUUCACCUCAGGACAAGGAGCGACGCCACAAGCACCGGCACAAGCGCAAAAAGCACAAGCGUAAAGACAGCCCCUUGACUGACGGCUUCCCCACCGGUGGCGACAACAACGCUUUCCCAUACUCUUCCUCCGCCAAGCCGCCGAGACUGGAAGACGAUGAGAUGGCGCUUCUGGAGGAGCUGGAGAAACAGAGGGCCCUGAUCCAAGCCGAGCUGGACAGUGAACUGACUGAGGGGGGCAGGGGGGUACAGUCGGGCAUGGGGCUCAUACUCCAGGGAUACCACUCUGGGGAGGAGGAGGAUGGGGAGAUUCAGGGGGAGAGGAUGUGCAACGGGCAGCACUUGCGGAGAGGGGCAACGGGGCCCGUGGCUGGCUCAGGCUCGCAGACUGCUAAAGACACCGGUAGAGUCCAGCGAGAGUCGACAGAUGCCGGCAAAGCUAAGCAGAACAAUCCCAAUAAAAACGGCAGGAAGAGAAAGAUGGACGGCAAGACCAAGGAUCAGAUGAGAGGACUGAGCACGUCCAGGGAUAGAGACAACAGGAGACAUUCCAGGAGUGCAGAUUGCUUCAAGGAAAGGGCACGGGUAUCCAAGUCUCCUCCUGGCACUAGCAAGCCUUCCCUGCCGGCUCAAAGCAGAGAGGCCCAAAACCAGGACAAACACAAGAAGCCGAUCAAGUCCCCCGCCAAGGAUGCUUCCUCUGGGAAUGAGAACUGCUCUCCUGGCCUACGAAGGAGGCCGCCAGGCCCCGCCUCCCAGCUGCAGCGCAGCAAGUCCCCAUCACAGUGCCGGGACCCCCGGGCCUCCUCCGAAGCCGAGCGACGGGCCAGGUCACCGCCACCACCCAGAGGGGGCCACCCAAGCUCCCCGGAGAGUCAAAGGAGAGAGGUGGACCGACUGAGACUCUCACCUGGCAGGAUUCGGAGCCAGGACGAGGCAGGGGGCCGCAGGGAUGCCAGCGCAGCUCUAGGUGCCCGGCGACGGCUUAGCCGCUCACCAUUCAGGAGGAGGUGUUGCUCUCCCAGGAGACGCAGCAGGUCUCCAUUCAGAAGGAGGUCAUUGGAUCGGGACAGGCUGGGACGGAGGCCGCAGUGGGGUUCCAGAUCCCAGGAGGGGAGGCAGAGACUGAGCCGGGACAGAGAGGACAAGUUCAAGGGCAGCCUCUCGGAGGGAAUGAAGGUUGACAAGGAGGACUCUGAAGAUGAAGUGCUGGAAGAUUACGACGUGGAUGAGGACGACGAGGAGGCUCUCAUCGAACAGAGGAGGCUACAGCGUCUGGCCAUCGUCCAGAAGUACAAGGGAGGGAACGAGGACAGUAACAUGUCGGAGCCCGGCAGCCCGCAGAGCAGCCAGCGCAGCCGCUCUCCCUCGCCAGACGACAUCCUGGAGCGUGUGACGGCCGACGUCAAAGAGUACGAGCGGGAAAACAUGGACACCUUUGAAGAAAACAUCAAGGCUAAGCACAACCUCAUCGAACAGGAGAAAGAUGGAACCAACCCCAAAAAACCUUCCGCCCCCGACAUGUUUACCGAAUCGGAUGACAUGUUCGCCGCCUACUUUGACAGUGCAAGGUUUCGAGCAGCAGGUAUCGGGAAGGACUUUAAGGAGAACCCCAACCUCCGAGACAACUGGACAGACGCAGAGGGAUACUACCGACUCAAUAUCGGGGAGAAACUGGACAAGCGGUAUAGUGUGUACGGCUACACGGGGCAGGGCGUGUUCAGCAACGUCAUCCGAGCCCGUGACGUGGCCCGCGCCAGCCAGGAGGUUGCUAUUAAGAUCAUUCGGAACAACGAGCUCAUGCAGAAGACUGGGCUCAAGGAGCUGGAGUUCCUGAAGAAACUCAACGAUGCCGACCCUGACGACAAGUUCCACUGCCUGCGCCUCUUCCGACACUUCUACCACAAGCAGCACCUCUGCCUGGUUUUCGAGCCUCUCAGUAUGAACCUGCGCGAGGUGCUGAAGAAGUAUGGCAAAGACGUGGGCCUCCACAUCAAGGCAGUGCGCUCCUACAGCCAGCAGCUCUUUCUGGCCCUGAAGCUGCUCAAACGCUGCAACAUCCUUCACGCCGACAUCAAACCUGACAAUAUCCUGGUGAACGAGUCGAAAACCAUCCUCAAGCUCUGCGACUUUGGUUCAGCGUCGCACGUGGCAGAGAAUGACAUCACUCCCUACCUGGUUAGCCGGUUCUACAGGGCGCCGGAGAUUAUCAUCGGGAAGCCUUACGACUACGGCAUCGACAUGUGGUCCGUUGGCUGCACUCUGUAUGAGCUGUACACGGGCAAGAUCCUUUUCCCAGGGAAAACCAACAACCACAUGAUUAAGCUCGCCAUGGACCUCAAGGGCAAGAUGCCCAACAAGAUGAUCAGGAAAGGCGUGUUCAAGGACCAGCACUUUGACCAGAACCUCAACUUCCUGUACACCGAAGUAGACAGAGUUACUGAAAGGGAGAAGGUGACAGUGAUGAGCACCAUCAACCCCACCAAGGAGCUGCUGGCUGACAUGGUAGGCUGCCAGCGUCUGCCCGAGGACCAACGCAAGAAGGUGACCCAGCUCAAGGACCUGCUGGACCAGACCCUUAUGCUGGACCCGGCCAAGAGGAUCAGCAUCAACCAGGCCCUGCAGCACCCCUACAUCCAGGAGAAGAUCUUCUGACCACUUUGUACUGUAUCCACUCACAGUCACGCAUUGAUUGCCGCAACCAGUACUGAGUCCUUAGUUUGACUGUGGUUGGACCCACAUCCCAUCUGGCACUGCUGAUGGAGAGGAAGUAGUAUUAUCUUUCUUCCCCCGUUUGAACCACACACUCUCCCGUUUUUCAUCGGUCUUCUGGAUUGUAUUAAAUAACCGUAGUAGGGCUCCAAGCAGAAUGCCUGCUGCACAGCAUAUGUUCAGUCUCAGCCUACCUGUAAGUCAGAUAGAGGGCUUAUAAUGAGACAGAACUAUCUCAUGGACAGUAAGCCACUAGAGUUGGACUUUCAUCCAAUCAGAUCUUCCGUUUUUUGAUUGGCCCCUUGCAGGUGACUGAAGGUGGAUGAUAUUUUUUGCUGUAAUUUUUAUUUUUUUUAAACAUUCUGAUUGGGUUAAGUAAAAUGUUAGUUCUGAUUUGUUGGGAAUGGUUAGUCAAAUGUUAAUUCUGAUUGGGUUAGUCAAAUGUUAAUUCUGAUUGGGUUAGUCAAAUGUUAAUUCUGGUUGUUGGGGGUUUUUGAGUUAACGGUCAUUCAUGAGUUGCCAAGGCUGUGACAAGCAGGGAGAGUAACCCAAUGCCCUUACCCUUUUCAAUGGGAUGUUUGUACAGUGAGUAGACUAAACUCCUGCAACCUUGGCAGCUCCAUUGACUUACAGUUACCUGUGAUGUGGUGCAGGGCCAGCAUAAAUAUAUGUCUAUAUCCGCGUCUCCCCCAGGUUUUGAAAGCCCAGAGCGCUCCCCCACCCACCCUGUCCCCACAUCCUGGUGUCUGUGCAGGCCCUGGUCCGCAUGCCCGUUCUGCUGCUGCCUGUAGGUCUGUCAGUGCCGAAAACCCAAACGGUUGAGGGGGCCUUGGGUUCUACUUGAGCACACCUGCAGGGAUGGCCCCUCAUGUUUAAAGCAGGUUGUAUACCACUUUCAGUACAUUGAAGGUAAGCUAUCCCCCCCUCCCCUAGAAAAAAAACUAAACUCAUCAACUUCAACUGGUCAUUACCUCAUAUAUGUUUAUUUUGUAUUACACAUGGUUUUAGCCAGAUGUCCCUGUAGACAUGGUUUACCUUCCUCCAGGGUAUCUCUUACAUGUCUUGAAACAUGGUUUCUAUAAGACAACUAUAUAUUUCUUAAGCAUAAAACAAAUCACUAUGGCAAAUAUUGGAUUUAAAAAAAUCAAAAAUCAGUCACGCAUCCAAAUUUGUAGAGAGAAAAUUGUAUCGGUGGGGGGGGGCUUUAUCCAACAAGCUGUCACCUUCAGUGUACUUCUCUUAAUGCAACAGCUACGUUUUAUUUGCUCUACUGUGUAAUGAAUACCUUUUUUUUUUUCCCCCUGCGCUCCCUUUACGGUGUUAAGAUGUUAGAAACUGUGAGGAUAGCAGUCUUGCUAUGUACACAAAAGCAUGUGUUGAAAUUGUUUCUCGGUGUGUUCUCAAAAAAAAAAAAGGCUAUGUAAGUGUUUUGUUUCCCUAUGCUAUCUGUCAUUGGUAUUCAUGUUUUGUAUGACCAUGUUGUCUUUUGAUACAGGGAUAUUCCUGCACUGAGCUUUGAGUCUGCUUGUUAUGAGCGGUAAUUGCCUCUACUUUAUUUGGUGUUAUAUAUGUUCUUAUAGGACCAAAGCAGAAAUAAAACAGCCUAAAUGAGUAGCUAAUGCAGUAUGUAUGCCUUUUCCAUAAAAUGUCUUCCCUACAUACAAAUGCCAAUGUUCAGGCCCCUUAAAGUGUCAACAAUGAACUGAAAUGCGUUCUUUUUAAAGCUAAUCCACCAAACUUAAACUAAGAAUACUUUGGUGUUCAGCAACUUUUAGGCUGGAAUCCAAACUUGAGAUCUGUGCGCCAAAACUUGACGCGUACAGAUCGAAAGUUAGGAUUUGGCCCUUACAUGCUAGAUUUAGUUCAAACCAAAGGAGCAGAAGACAUCAUUUUGUGUGCUGUUUCACUGACGCUGAUGUUUGUGCUGUUUUUCCCCACAAUGAUGUUUCCUGUGGUGGCUGAGAGCGAGACAGUCCAGCACUUCCUUCUCCAGCCCGGGCUCCACUUUCAGAGAGACAAGACCUCCACAAGGCCACUUAUCAAGGUCAUUUCUGAUGGCAUGUGUAGAUACUAAAAGCCGUAAGCUAUAGAAAUAAAUAGUCGCAAACUCAUAUAUAACUCCCAGCGACUCUAUUUAGUUGUAUAGCUUCCAGUUAAUUCACCCUUAGUCACCACCUCUACACAAAUGUUCUCUGGGGAUGCUCCAGCUUUUUAUUACAUACUAAAAGCCAACAACACUGGGGGUGAUGUAAAAUACAAUAUGGGGAAUUAAUUUUGCCUACUGUUUUCCGGGAAGGCAUUUAUCACCCACACUCAACCAUUAAAAAGUUGUGGUUCCAAAUAUUUCCUCUCACAAGAUGUUAAGGCUUGAUCCUUGUAUUCGUCUACACAUGACAGACACUUUCUGGUUAACAAAGUGUCAUUCCAAGCUGCACAUGUACCUGAGUGUGUUUUGGUUACGCAUAUGGCUCUAAACUGGUUCCAGAUUGCCACGAGGUGUCAGGUAGCUUGACUUGUAACUGUCAAAGUUGAACCACCAGGCGUCAGGUAGCUUGACUUGUAACUGUCAAAGUUGAACCACCAGGCAUCAGGUAGCUUGACUUGUAACUGUCAAAGUUGACCCACCAGGCAUCCGGUAGCUUGACUUGUAACUGUCAAAGUUGACCCACCAGGCAUCCGGUAGCUUGACUUGUAACUGUCAAAGUUGAACCACCAGGCAUCCGGUAGCUUGACUUGUAACUGUCAAAGUUGAACCACCAGGCAUCCGGUAGCUUGACUUGUAACUGUCAAAGUUGAACCACCAGGCAUCCGGUAGCUUGACUUGUAACUGUCAAAGUUGAACCACCAGGCAUCCGGUAGCUUGACUUGUAACUGUCAAAGUUGACCCACCAGGCAUCCGGUAGCUUGACUUGUAACUGUCAAAGUUGACCCACCAGGCAUCCGGUAGCUUGACUUGUAACUGUCAAAGUUGAACCACCAGGCAUCCGUUAGCUUGACUUGUAACUGUCAAAGUUGAACCACCAGGCAUCCGUUAGCUUGACUUGUAACUGUCAAAGUUGAACCAAGAUACUUGUUCAUUUGUUCUCUAUAUGUUCUAGGUGCUGCCCUUUUAGAGAAGAGUCUCGCAAGGAACCUCCUCUGGACAAAGGUUUCUGUUCUGGAGAGUUACUGUAUUUGCAAAGGUGGACUCAUCAAUAUGACAUCAUCAUACAAAGCAGGGGAAAUUCCUGCAUACAGAAAUCAACAGCAGCAUUCAAAUCUUCUGAGACUGACACUUGUGGCUUUUCCCCUUGUGGGCAAAGCUCAAGGGAGGGUGCAAAUUAGGAAGAGGCAAAUGUGGCAGUCCUGGCAGAUUUUUAUUCCAUCGUUGAUGUCUGUAAGCAGGAAGACGGGGCAUGUAUGAUGAUGUCAAUUAUUAGUAGACAUGUCAUGACCUGACAUUUUCAAAUAUACUAUCAGUAACUACUUCAGUUAUUAUAAUGAGUCAGUAUUAGACACGUUGUUACCAUAAUGAGUCAGUAUUAGACACGUUGUUACCAUAAUGAGUCAGUAUUAGACACGUUGUUACCAUAAUGAGUCAGUAUUAGACACGUUGUUACCAUAAUGAGUCAGUAUUAGACACGUUGUUACCAUAAUGAGUCACUAUUACACGUUGUUACCAUAAUGAGUCAGUAUUAGACACGUUGUUACCAUAAUGAGUCAGUAUUAGACACGUUGUUACCAUAAUGAGUCAGUAUUAGACACGUUGUUACCAUAAUGAGUCAGUAUUAGACACGUUGUUACCAUAAUGAGUCAGUAUUAGACACAUUGUUACCAUAAUGAGUCACUAUUACACGUUGUUACCAUAAUGAGUCAGUAUUAGACACGUUGUUACCAUAAUGAGUCAGUUAGACACGUUAUUACCAUAAUGAGUCAGUUAGACACGUUGUUACCGUAAUGAGUCACUGUUAGACACGUUGUUACCGUAAUGAGUCACUGUUAGACAUGUUGUUACCGUAAUGAGUCACUGUUAGACACGUUGUUACCGUAAUGAGUCACUGUUAGACACGUUGUUACCGUAAUGAGUCACUAUUACACGUUGUUACCAUAAUGAGUCACUAUUACACGUUGUUACCAUAAUGAGUCAGUGUUAGACACGUUACCGUAAUGAGUCAGUAUUAGACACGUUGUUACCGUAAUGAGUCAGUAUUACACGUUGUUACCGUAAUGAGUCAGUAUUACACGUUGUUAUUGAAUGAGUCAGUAUUAGACACGUUGUUACCGUAAUGAGUCAGUAUUACACGUUGUUACCGUAAUGAGUCAGUAUUAGACACGUUGUUACCGUAAUGAGUCACUAUUACACGUUGUUACCGUAAUGAGUCACUAUUACACGUUGUUACCGUAAUGAGUCACUGUUAGACACGUUGUUACCGUAAUGAGUCACUAUUACACGUUGUUACCAUAAUGAGUCACUAUUACACGUUGUUACCGUAAUGAGUCAGUGUUAGACACGUUACCGUAAUGAGUCAGUAUUAGACACGUUGUUACCGUAAUGAGUCAGUAUUACACGUUGUUACCGUAAUGAGUCAGUAUUACACGUUGUUAUUGAAUGAGUCAGUAUUAGACACGUUGUUACCGUAAUGAGUCAGUAUUACACGUUGUUACCGUAAUGAGUCAGUAUUAGACACGUUGUUACCGUAAUGAGUCACUAUUACACGUUGUUACCGUAAUGAGUCACUAUUACACGUUGUUACCGUAAUGAGUCACUAUUACACGUUGUUACCGUAAUGAGUCAGUGUUAGACACGUUGUUACCGUAAUGAGUCUGUGUUGGACACGUUGUUACCGUAAUGAGUCUGUGUUGGACACGUUGUUACCGUAAUGAGUUACUAUUACACGUUGUUACCAUAAUGAGUCGUUGUUACCGUAAUGAGUCAGUGUUAGACACGUUGUUACCGUAAUGAGUCAUUGUUACCGUAAUGAGUCUGUGUUAGACACGUUGUUACAAUAAUGAGUCAGUGUUAGACACGUUGGGUGAGAUUUUGGACCCAUUAGACUUUUGAGAUUUGUUCAUGAACUCAAUGUUUUUCCUUAUGGAUUCUGAGAAAGUAUAUGGCAAUCAUGAUAAAUUGUAUUAGUUCGAUUGAACUUUUGUUAUAAUGUGCCUAAAUCUAUGCCAAAGUGACCAACAAUAAGGUAAUACUUUUUCUUGUUAUUGAUAAAUAUGGCCAGAUUCAUGUUAUCACUGGUAACAUUGCAAUUUUGUGUUUUUGUUUUUCAGGGUAAGUCAGAACUUCUCUUCACUGCCUUGGUUCCCUCAGUCUCCUCUUUCUGCUUUGGUGCCCAUGUAAGACUCGAGACCAGAGAGAUGUUCAAUGAAUGAGCCCAGUGGAUAUUUCUCAGAUAGAAAAUGUUAAAACAGAAAUAUAUAUAUAUAUAUUUUUUUUUAUUAAUUUUUAUUUUAAAUGUAUGUAAGACAUUUGUCUACAUCCUUCACUUUUUUCAAUGUAAUCCAACCCAAAUGACUGUACACUACUGUUUCGUUAUGAUAUAACAUCAAUGUGCAUAUUCUGUCCUUUAUUGAGAACGUAACACCUUGUGUUCAUUUUCCUUUGUGUAUUAAUAUAAUAAAAACAGGCACAGACUACCA